UCUUUUUGCCACUGUCUCGCAAACCAUAAAGAUGUUGCUUUCAUGGAGAGAUCUCAAUACUGUUACCAAAAUAUUGAACAACUGUAAUAUUCCUACGACGAUAGCUAUGGUGAAAAUAAUCAGUAUUUGGUACCAUAAACAUGAUCUGAAAUACUUGGUUCGCGAGGUCUUUACGGACUGGAAAGUACAAAAUUCCGAGAAAAAACUUGCACUUAUGUGGAGAAACGCCAGGAUGAGUAGAUUUUUCUCGAUGGGGUGCAUUUUUUUGACCGAAGGGACGCUUUUGAUGCAAUGUAUGGUGGGCCUGCUCGAGCCGAUAUCUUACGCCCUUGGUAAGAAAACCAAUGGAACCGAGUGGCCUUUGUACAUGAUAGGCUCAUUUCCGUACGAUACUCAAGUCAGUCCAAAUUACCAAAUUUCGAUGUUUGGCCAGCUACUCUCUAACGUUUUUGCAUCCAUAGCAUUUUCUACCAGUGAUUCGUUUUUCGUCGUUCUUAUGCUGCACUUGAUUUCCCAGCUCUCGAUUCUUAAGCUGGAAUUACUUAAACUACCUAAAAAAAUUAAUAAUAUCAAUGACAAGGUGGAAUUCAUCGACAGAUUCUCUUUAAUACACAUGAGAUACAAUCAGUUAUGGAGGUUUUCCAUGACCAUAGAAGAAACUUUCAGUACGAUGUUUCUCAUACAGAUGGUACCCUGUAUUUUUGUUUUAUGUACUCAAGGUUAUCAACUUAUUAUGAUAACAGCUGCCGAUAAUACAUCUCCAUUGGAAUUGUUGUUUAUGAUAUAUUUUUUGGUUUUAUUUUUAUUCACGAUUUUCUUGUACUGUUAUAUUUCAGAACUAUUACGACAGGAAAGUGUAGAAAUCAGCCAUGCAGCAUACAAUUGCGAUUGGUUCAUUUUGCCAGCUAAACAAGCACAAUUACUAGUUUUUAUGAUUAAUCGAGCACAGCAUCCAUUUUUAAUAACAGUUGGAAAAUUUGCUAAUUUCUCGUUGCAGUUAUAUUGUCAAAUUUUAAAAACCUCUGCUGGUUAUUUAUCAAUGUUACUGGCUGUGAAAAAUAAAAUGUCCUUCGAAACAUAUCGUUUGAUAUGGAUCAUGCAGUUUUUUGCAGCAAUUAUUAGUGCUGCAGCGUUUACCUCAUUUGAUGGUUUUUUUAUAUUUUCAAUAUUGCAUUUGUGUGCACAGUUACUGAAUCUACAGUUGAGCAUACGAAAUAUAAGCAGAAAAAGCAAACAACGAAGUUUUGUUAAGUUAAUAACCGUACUUGUUAAUAGACAUAUUCAUCUUCAAAAGCUUAGUUAUUGCAUAGAAGGCAGUUUCAAUCCAAUAUUUUUGGUGCAGAUGAAUCUUAACAUAAUUACUAUAUGUUUACAAGGUUAUCAACUAGUUAUGAUUCUACGUAUGAAAAAUUUCAAAGACAGUAUAUCUACUGCAGUAUUUGUUAUAGUUUUUACAUCAGCAUGUAUUUUGAGUCUUUUCACGUACUGUUUUGUUGCCGAAAAACUUCGAUCCGAGAGCUCGAAUAUUUUCCACGUCAUAUAUGAUAUACCUUGGUACGAAAUGAAGCCUUCGGAAUCUAAAAUGAUACUAAACAUAAUGCAAGCUGCAAUGAAACCGUUUACUCUUACUGCCGGAAAAUUAUUGGAACUUUCUUUUAAUUAUUUUACAAAGGUACUGAAUUGUUCAGCAGGAUACUUAUCGAUACUGUUGGCGAUACAAAAAAAUAAAAAUGAUACGCAAUAGUGCGGGUUGGUAUUCAAAUUUAUCAUUUAUCAUGA
Copidosoma floridanum is the source of this 1779-nucleotide messenger RNA. Its product is annotated as odorant receptor 70a-like. The record is from RefSeq and is a predicted model, not a curated record. Gene Ontology annotation, biological process: sensory perception of smell; detection of chemical stimulus involved in sensory perception of smell. Gene Ontology annotation, cellular component: plasma membrane. Lineage: Eukaryota; Metazoa; Arthropoda; Insecta; Hymenoptera; Encyrtidae. Gene Ontology annotation, molecular function: olfactory receptor activity; odorant binding.